Molecule: messenger RNA, 1092 nt
Organism: Oryza sativa Japonica Group (Japanese rice)
Lineage: Eukaryota; Viridiplantae; Streptophyta; Magnoliopsida; Poales; Poaceae
Product: lysine-specific demethylase JMJ26-like
Biological process (GO): regulation of transcription by RNA polymerase II
Cellular component (GO): histone deacetylase complex; chromatin
Molecular function (GO): histone H3K9 demethylase activity; transcription coregulator activity; chromatin DNA binding
Source: RefSeq, a predicted model, not a curated record
AUGUCAUGUUUGAGUUGGCAGCCACCAGACAUGUGGUCUGAAGCACAUGGUAUCAGCACUAGUCCUUUGAUGAAAAAGGUGAAGGUUAUUGAUUGCUUAUCUUGCUGUGAGGUCAUAAUAUUCUCUCUAUGCACUCAGCACUUCUUCAAUGGGUAUUAUGAAGGACGGAUGUAUCAAAAUCUAUGGCCUGAAAUGCUUAAAUUGAAUGACUGGCCUAUUUCAAACCAUUUUGAAGAGCUUUUGCCUUCUCAUGGAGUUAAAUACAUCAAUUCUUUGCCUUUUCAAGCAUACACAAACUUGAAGUCUGGUUUGCUGAAUGUCUCAACAUUGCUUCCUGAUGACAUCUUAAAGCUUGACAUGGGACCAAAAUCAUAUAUAGCUUAUGGCUAUGCACAGGAGCUUGGUAGAGGAGAUUCUGUUACAAAACUUCACUGCGAUUUGUCUGAUGCAGUUAACGUUUUGAUGCAUACUGCCGAAGUUAACCCUUCUGAGGAACAAAUAAACGCAAUAAAAAGCUUGAAAAGAAGACAUUAUACAACGCAGAAUGAAAAUGAGUGUUGAGGGAAUGCUGCAUCAGGCGAAAAUUAUACAUCUAAAAUCUGUGAGGAUGCAAAUGACUUGGCCUGUCCUAUAAAAAGUGAGUCCGCCGAGGAAGGUGCUUUAUGGGAUAUUUUUAGGAGGGAAGAUGUUCCAAAACUGAAAUUGUACCUUGACAAGCAUUCUAAGAAAUUUCGCCAUAUAUACUGUUCUGCAGUUCAAAAGGUAUGUAACCCUGUACAUGAUGAAACAUUUUGUCUAACAAAAGAACAAAAGAGAAAGCUCAAAGAGGAGCAUGGAAUCGAGCCUUGGACAUUUGUACAAAAACUUGGGGAGGAAGUUUUCAUUCCUGUUGGGUGUCCUCAUCAAGUACGGAAUCUUAAGUCCUGUACCAAGAUUGCCGUGGAUUUUGUAUCACCCGAGAAUGUUAAGGAGUGUCUCAGCUUAACCGAGGACUUCCGAAGACUUCCUAGGAACCACAGGGCCAACGAAGACACAUUAGAGGUAAAAAAACUGGUUCAUUAUAAGAUUUCAGAAUCACUAAAUAUAUGUUGA